Molecule: messenger RNA, 2049 nt
Organism: Corticium candelabrum
Lineage: Eukaryota; Metazoa; Porifera; Homoscleromorpha; Homosclerophorida; Plakinidae
Product: centromere/kinetochore protein zw10 homolog
Exons: 19
Coding region: 47-1954 (635 amino acids)
Biological process (GO): mitotic spindle assembly checkpoint signaling; endoplasmic reticulum to Golgi vesicle-mediated transport
Cellular component (GO): RZZ complex
Source: RefSeq, a predicted model, not a curated record
GAACAAUAUCAAUGUAAGGAUUGAUUGAGUUUAUUAUUUAAGUGUGAUGUAUGUUUCUUUGCAUUUUAGUAUUCAGCCUAUUUUCAAAAUUAAACAGGGGAUAACCGCUGUUUACUUUCAAGUGUCUCAAGGUGAAACUGUCAGCAAGACUGCAGCACCAGCUGUACUUUGUGGUAAACUGGUGACCAUUUUGAAAGUUGUUCGGGAUUCACUUGUUGACCCUACAUCUACUUCUGGUGACUCUGAACCCAUUAGGAAAUUAGGUGAUCAGCUGUGGCGUGAUAUGUCACACUUAAUCAUUAGUCAUUGUCUUGUGCACACAAUUCCUAAACAAAGUAGUGAGUUGUUGUCGUAUCAGGAAGUGAUUAGCUGUGUUUCAGACUUUGAACGUCAGUUGGCUGAGUUAGUGCAACACAAGCUUGUGCGACAGAAAAUAUAUUGUGUCGUCAUCACCCUCUAUGUAGGGUGGAAUACCAAACGAGUCAUACCUUUUGUCAUGCUUCAGAUUCGAUGCUGCUGUCAGUAUGGGUGCAUCAUUCCAGAGCAGGCCAUUGUUGUAGAUAUCUUCACGGACUACAAUAAUGUCAGCAGUGCUAAGAAGGGGCUGGUAAGAGUAAGCCCACGGACCUCUGUUGUGGAUGUCAUAAGUUUGCUUGGGCAAUACAAGAAGUUCUGCAUCACAAACCAGACAGCAAGAAAGCGUGAUGGGUCACUGUGUAAAGCUGGCGCAUGUUGUUUCAACUUUUGUAGCCAAAUCCACACAGGAUAUAUUGGUGACGAUGUUGAUGCGUUGACACAAUAUGCUAAGGAUGUUAAUGUUCACUUUGCUAACCAGAAGUGUCAAGAUUUACUGGUUGAAGCAAGGAGAAUUCUUUUGACUGAUAUGCACACUACACUGCUAAUCGAUGACACCAAAGAAAGAGGUGGGCUUUUGUUGCUGGAUAAGCCUUUAGACGUAGACAAGGAAGCUGUGCAUGAAAGAACAGUUGGAUUUAGUAGCAGCGUUUUACAGCAAACAACUCAUCAUUUUCCAGCUUGCCAUGUCAGUAAAAAUGUCAAAGAGUUGGUGGAUCUUGCAUACAAGACAUUGAUUGAAGCAACAGAAUCAAGUCAAUGUGGUGUUCAGUUAUUCUUUGCUGUGAGAGACAUGUUUGAACUGUUUCGUGCAGUUGCACCAUCCUAUCACAAGAAAAUUCUGGAAGAACUUCCACAGAUGGCUGCUAUUCACCACAACAACUGCAUGUAUAUUGCACAUCAUCUCAUUACUUUGGGACACCAAUUUACGAAUUAUCUUCCAUGGCCAGUUGAUAAGGGAACGGCUACUUUUAUUGACAUGGUUUCUCUACUUAGAAAAUGCGGCGAAGACUGCUAUCUCACACAGUUGAGACGCCAGAAGUCCAUUAUAUUAGAAAGUCUUUCAACAGCUGAAAAUUUGGUUGGUGCUGCUCAUCCAGGCCAAGCUGAAACAAUAGAGAAAGCAUUAAAACAGGUCAUUCAGCAUUUGCUGUAUUUGAGUCGUCUGUUAUGGGCUAUUCUACCUGUGGAUGUGUUCUUCAAGACAAUUGGGGGUUUGUUGAAUGCUGCAUUAGAAAGCAUAGUCAAAUGUGUUCUGAACUUGCAGGAUAUUUCAGCAAAAGAAGCUGGACAUCUGCAUCAGUUGUUGUCUGUCGUGUUGAAUGAAGCACCAACUGUGUUCAAACAUGUCUCUGAGAGUGCUGAAGUAUCAAAGAUCUUUAGCAUUGCUCAGUAUGUUAAACAGUGGCCAAGAUUUGAGAAGCUGUUGGUGAUUUUGGAAGCCACUUUGCAGACAAUAGUUGACAUGUGGGGUGAUGGAAAGACAUCAUUUGCUAAGCAGUUUACAGUGUCUGAAGUUCGUAGUUUGAUCAGAGCUUUGUUCAAGAAUACUGACAGGCGAGCUGAAGCACUUGCUAAAAUUAAGACAUUAUCAAAGUAGUGUAGAAAUGCUUUCUUUGUUGUCACUGCACUCAUUGGAUAGAGAAAUGUUGUUGAUGAUGCGGAUGAUAAGCAAUUGAUAGUGCAUACAUGUAA